Messenger RNA from Saccostrea echinata, 2632 nucleotides. Its product is annotated as DNA repair and recombination protein RAD54-like. The record is from RefSeq and is a predicted model, not a curated record. Bases 96 to 2306 code for a protein of 736 amino acids. Gene Ontology annotation, biological process: double-strand break repair via synthesis-dependent strand annealing; reciprocal meiotic recombination. The transcript has 21 exons. Gene Ontology annotation, molecular function: ATP-dependent chromatin remodeler activity; ATP binding; DNA translocase activity. Lineage: Eukaryota; Metazoa; Mollusca; Bivalvia; Ostreida; Ostreidae. Gene Ontology annotation, cellular component: nucleus.
UAAUCUGUACAGCAAUUUAUAACAGGUCUCAGUUUCAGAAGAUGAUAUUUAGCCUUUGUACUUUAGAAAAAGAAGAUGCAUAGAUAUUAUUUGAAAUGAGAAGAAGUCAGGCACCUAGCCAGAGGCUUACAGUACCUGUUUCAUUCCCCCGACAAGUACAAGAGCAAAUUAAACCUGUGGUGAAGAGAGCUCGCUAUGAAGAUGACAGUGAAAGGGAUGAAAGGCAACCCUUGUCAACUAUCACCAACAUGCCUUCAAUCAAAUACCCAGAUGCAAGGGCUCAUGAGGAAUUUAUCAGGAAGAUAUUGUCCAAGCCAUUUAAGAUCCCUAUACCUAAUUACAAAGGAGCACUUGCUGGUAGAGCACUUGGGAUUAGACGACAAGGUACAAGGCAGUCUCUUCAUGAUCCCAAUGAAGAAGGGGCAUUAAUUCUCUACUCCCCUCCUGAGUUGUCUGCCCAUGAACAAUUGAAGGCUGAUUUGGACAAACAGCCAGUACAUGUGGUGGUGGAUCCAGUUUUAUCCAAAGUCCUGAGGCCUCAUCAGAGGGAGGGUGUAAAGUUCAUGUAUGACUGUGUCACAGGCCAAAGGAUUCCAGACAACUUUGGUUGUAUUAUGGCAGAUGAAAUGGGAUUGGGCAAAACUCUACAAUGUAUAACUCUGAUGUGGACACUUUUGAGACAGAGCCCUGACUGUUGUCCACUCAUUGAUAAAGUGGUAGUGGUCACCCCAAGUAGUCUGGUCAAGAACUGGUACAAUGAAGUUCAGAAAUGGUUAGGAGGAAAAAUCAACUGUUUAGCCAUUGAUUCUGGAGUUAAAAGUGAAAUAGAUAGGCAACUGAAUCAAUUUAUGCAGCUUCAGGGAAAAAGAAAUCCUCAUCCAAUUUUAUUCAUUUCCUAUGAAACCUUUCGUCUUCACAGUGCAGUGAUGCACAAGGGAAAUGUUGGCCUAGUCAUUUGUGAUGAGGGACACAGACUGAAGAACUCCGAGAACCAGACCUACCAGGCCCUGAAUGGACUGAAGGCCAGGAGGCGUGUCUUGUUGUCAGGGACACCCAUACAGAAUGAUUUAUUGGAGUACUUUAGUCUGGUUCACUUUGUCAAUGGAGGAAUUUUAGGUACUGCCCAGGAGUUUAAGAGGCGUUUUGAGACCCCAAUCCUUAGAGGGAGAGAUGCAGACGCAAGUGACGAGGUCCAUAAAAAGGGCCAAGAAAAGUUACAGGAAUUGGCAGACAUUGUGAACAAGUGCAUCAUUAGAAGAACACAAGCUCUCCUGACCAGAUACUUGCCAGUGAAAGUCGAACAGAUAGUAUGCUGCCGUUUGACACAGAUGCAGUCUGAGUUAUAUAAACUCUUGGUUAGAUCUAAAUGUUUGGAGGUGGAACAAGAAGAGAAAUCUACAUCCAGCACUCUGGCAUUCAUUACACAGCUGAAAAAACUCUGUAAUCACCCAGACCUUAUUUAUGACAAAUGCCUUGAGAAUGCCCCUGGCUAUGAGGGGACUCUGGAGCUUUUCCCUCCAAAACAUACAACCAAAGUUGUGAGGCCAGAACUCUCUGGUAAAGUGCUUGUACUUGACCGCUUGCUGGCCCUGAUAAAAGCCCAGACGAGUGACAAAGUGGUUCUUGUUUCUAAUUACACCCAGACUCUGGACUUGUUUGAAACUCUUUGUCAUCAAAGAAGGUAUCUGUAUGUACGUCUUGAUGGAUCAAUGACCAUCAAGAAAAGAGCAAAGGUUGUAGAGCAGUUCAACAAUCCGUCCUCACCAGAGUUCAUAUUCAUGCUGAGCAGCAAAGCUGGUGGGUGUGGUUUAAAUCUGAUUGGAGCCAACCGUUUAGUGAUGUUUGAUCCUGACUGGAAUCCAGCCAAUGAUGAACAAGCAAUGGCUAGGUGUUGGAGAGAUGGACAGAAGAAGCAGUGUUACAUAUAUAGACUCAUUGCUACUGGAACAAUAGAGGAGAAGAUUUUCCAGCGUCAGACACACAAGAAAGCCUUGAGUAGCUGUGUAGUGGACAAAGAAGAGGAUGUGGAGAGACAUUUUAGUCGGGAGCAACUACGAGACUUGUUCCGGCUCAAUGAAGACACCAUCAGUGAUACUCAUGAAAAGUUCAAGUGCAAGAGGUGUGUGAAUAACAUUGAAGUGCGAGGCCCACCAGAGGGCAGUGAUACAAAUUCAGACUUGUCUCAAUGGCAUCACUCAGCUGAUAAAAAAGGACUAGUGGAUGUGGUCCUUAAAGGGGCAUGGGACGAAACAAUCUCAUUCACAUUUCACCACAAAUCUCAUGAGGAGCAACGAAAAACAGUAUGACCAUUUCUUGUUUUAAAAGUUUAAAAGUGUAUUUUAAAAGAUUAUAGAGCUGUGAAGGGAGACGUUACAUUGGAAAAGAAAACAUGAACAAGAAGGAAUUUCAGUGGAUGGGGAUAAAGUCUGUGUCUUAUUUUACCAGUAUUAGCUAGAAGGAAUGUUCAUUUUAUAUUGUUUGAAAGAAAAGGAAUUGGUUUUGGUGAGAUUAUUAAAUAUAAACAGAGAGUUCAGAUUCAAAAUCAUCAAGAGAUAUGGUGAACUAGAAAUAUGCACCAAACAUGAAAAGAAACUGUGAAGUGAAUUUUAAUAGGUAGAUGUAUUCAAUAAAU